AUGCAGGUCGUCGUUCUCGCUCUCCUAGCUUUCAUCAACUUCGCCAACGCCUUACCGGUCAAGCGUGCAGCCACAACAUCGGCCGCCGACAUCGUCAAGAUCUCACCCGCGACGGCUUCAUGCAAUAAUGCGCCUGCAGCAGGCGAGUGUCGAAACGCUGAGCAAGCUGCUCCAUACAUUGCCAUCUCCUUCCAGAAUUUCGGGAUUAAUACUUUUGGAGAGCAGGCUGCACUGCUGUCACUUAUGCUCUACGAGAGUGGCAACUUUCAGUACUCCGUCAACCAUUAUCCAGGAGUACCAGGCCAGGGCACACGGAAUAUGCAAUCACCAGCCUUCAACGCCAAGUACGCCGACUACCUUGCCAAUGUGUGCACGAACUGUGGCGUUUCGGCUGCGCAGGUCAGUCAAGCACAGACACAAGGGCCGGCAGCUGUGCUGCAGCUCGUGAAUACGGAUGAGUGGAGUUUCGGCUCUGCUGCGUGGUUCUUGGCUACGCAGUGCGAUCCCAGUGUACGAACAGGGCUUGCGACUGGCUCGCAGACUGCAUGGGAAGCAUAUCUGCAAUGUGUUGGAACCUCACCAAGCGCUUCACGCAAUCAAAUCUGGAGCUCAGCAAUGGCAUCGAAGUCAUGGUGA
Messenger RNA from Recurvomyces mirabilis, 636 nucleotides. RefSeq lists its product as uncharacterized. The transcript has a single exon. NCBI's taxonomy places the organism in Eukaryota, Fungi, Ascomycota, Dothideomycetes, Mycosphaerellales, Teratosphaeriaceae. The record is from RefSeq and is a predicted model, not a curated record. The coding region runs from base 1 to 636 and encodes 211 amino acids.